Molecule: messenger RNA, 3383 nt
Organism: Bacillus rossius redtenbacheri
Lineage: Eukaryota; Metazoa; Arthropoda; Insecta; Phasmatodea; Bacillidae
Gene: vlc
Exons: 8
Coding region: 195-2465 (756 amino acids)
Biological process (GO): signaling
Cellular component (GO): postsynaptic specialization; glutamatergic synapse
Molecular function (GO): molecular adaptor activity
Source: RefSeq, a predicted model, not a curated record
ACAAAACCUACAGGAUCUUUGUCAGAGUAAGAUCUUGGAGUGUACCAGUUUUUUUUCUUCAGAUACCAGCUUUUAGUGACAUCUGUACCAGCGGAGACGCAGGCAAGGUGGGCUGCCCCCUGCGACCCGACUCUCUGAGGCUCCCGCCGGGCCGCUCAACACCCUCCCUCUCCCCCGACGCCCUGCGGCACGGCAUGGCGUCCCUAGAGUCCAUCGGCAGCUGCUCCCUGGAUGUGGAGGUGACGGCCAGCGAGGCCUCAGAGUGCAACGAGGACUCUGCUUCUGAACGCACUCUCAGGAGUGUGUCCCUGUCGACCAGGACCCCUGAAGCAGACUGUCCCAGCAAGCCUGCGCAGGGCGGGGCGUCCACCCCAGAGUACGUGAAGAGAACGGCCAGGCUGUUCGAGAAGACCACGUCACCAGCUAGCUGCCCGGCUGUGGUGAACGGCAAGAGUGAAAAUGCGGAUGGAAACUAUGAGAAACUAACAAACGGUACCACGUUAGCAGCGAAGAAACCGUCGUACCUUGGUUUGGCCUGCUCCAUAAGUGGUUACAGUGGGAUAACAACGUACGACAGCAAGUUGCGCGAAGGAUUCAGGUCUCGAGACCAGAGCCCCGGGAGGUUGGGUUUGAUCGCGAGUAGGGAAGUGAGUCCGCUGCGACAGGGCAGCGACAGCAGCGAGGGGUUCACUGUGCAUUCUGUGUGUGGCAACUAUCUCGUGCCUCCAACGAAGAGCAUCACUAGGUUUGCAGUGGGCACUCCAAGCUCUGUGUCAGAUGGAUUUAUAGAACCUCAAAAGCCUCUUUUGCUCAAUGAUAAAUUAAAACAAAAUAAAAGCGAGGAUAAUUUUGUAAAUGGUGUUGAAACAUUUGACUCAAUUAUUAGUUUGGAUUCUAGCAUCAAAGUAAAAGACAUGGGUGACAAAAGUACUGUUAUAACUACCGAUGGUUAUGUGAAGAAUGGUUCUCCUGAAAUAACCCACGGCAAAUUAAUAGAUGAUGGUCGUAGGCUAAGUAAAGACCCUAUUCCUCGUGAAUCAUUGUCUGAUACAGUAGCUUCUAUAAGAGAAUCCUCGAAACAUUUCAUGUCAUCAAUGCUGUCAUCUAGUUCUUUCUCGGCGAUAAGCAGCGAGUCCUGUUUCGACAGGACCAGAGCAGAAGAACCGACUCGUUCUCCCAUCACUCAGAGAAGCCACGAGGAGUCUGCAAAGUACUCUCCAGAUACGUCGAAGACCGACUGGAAAAACUCCCUAGGCGCACCACUGGCGUCCCCGCUGAAGCGCUCGCCAGGGGCCGUGAGAGUGGUGGAGUUCACGUCGCAGACCAAGAGCUACGUGACGGCCGUGUCUGCAAAUGGUGCCACGAUACAGGCGAGUGCGUCAAUGCCAAACCAGUGUGUGCGGGAUGACGCCGGCAGUUUGUCGAACAGUGUGAACACCUGCAAGUCGUUCAUCCAGCAGAGAGUGGAGCGCCUGUAUGGGCCCGGAGCCCUGGCUCAGGGGUUCUUCAUCCGCACGAAGGGGCUGCUCAGAGACCCUGACGACCAGGUGUCGGAGGAUGCGCUGGAUGCGGAGGUGCCUGUCCGUGUCACCAGCAGCAGCCCUGCGCUGCCCGUGCUGCGCCACCUCAGGCCGGAGUUCCGCGCACAGCUGUCGGUGGCCGUGCCGGUCUCGCGCCGCCCACAGGACCAGCCGUGCCCGCAGGGCAAGGUCACCGUCAUCCCUGUUGAAGUGGAGAAGCCCGUGCUGCAGCAGCAAGUGUCCGUGGAGAGCGUGCCGGACCUACAGCCUGCCGCACCAGAGGUGGUCCUGCCCGUGGACCCGCCCCAGACCAAUCCUGACGAUGCUGUCACCACAACCAGUGCCAAGGAUGGGCACCACUUUCUCCAACUGCUGAAGCGUGAGCUGGCACGGCUGGACGGCGAGGCACGGGUCGUGGAGGCAGAUCUCGAGGCGGGAGCACACCUGUCGGAGGUGACGCUGGGGAAGCUGCGGGCGGCCGCGGGGCAGGCCCGACUCCUCAUGACCCAGAAGCUGCAGCAGUUCGAGGGGCUGUGCCACAAGAACCUCGCCCAGAGCUCGGACGAGCCGUUCCCGACCACGAGCGAGGACCUGGCUGGCUUCUGGGAUAUGGUGAUGCUGCAGGUGGAUCAAGUGGAUGGCCUGUUUGCAGAGAUCAGCGAACUGCGUGCAAAUAACUGGGUUGAGGCCAAGCCACACUGGGAAGCGGCGUCAGACCCCACCGUCACCGCUCCCAGCAAGCGCCAGUCGGUCGCGAAGAAGGCGGCACCCAAGGCCGUGCGUCAGGAGACGUCCAAGCAAGUGGAGACUGCGCGCAAGGCCCGCGAGGACGCGAGGCGCAAGAUGAUGGAGCAGAGGCGGAAGAUGAUGCGCGAGAAAGCUGCGGCCACCGCGCAAGCCGACGUAGAGAUAUUUGUGCCGCUCGAGAACGGGAAACACGUUUAAGCACUGCCUGGUAACCAGCUCAUUCACACUAUUUCAGGUUUAACAUCUUUUGACUUUGUCAAAGUAUGUAUACUGUUCAGCAUUAAAAUAUUGUGUCAUUUAAAUAGGUGGUUUAAAUGUUCACAGUAAUGUAAUGGAUUUGUUAAUUUUAUGAAUAAUGGUUCGUGAUUAAAACAAUUUUUAUUUAUACUGUUUACCUGCAAAAAGCUUUUUGAAUCUCAUCUUUUCAGCAAUUCUAGAAUUUUUAAAUAAAUGUUAUAAUGGUUCUUUAUGCGUGCUGCUGUUAUUAACUGUAUAUAUGGAAUGCUCUAGGUUAUAGCUUCAGAAAAGAUAAUGUAUUUUUAUAUUUUGGGAUGGUAUGUUCCGUGAUUAAAGUGUUUUGCGAGUAAUGCAACUUUUUUCAUUGCACUGAUUAAUUUUAUAAUUGUGUAUUUUUAUGCUUUUGUUUGCACAGUUCACUAGCACGUAAUGUAGUGUGUAAGUUAACCAAUACUUACUAAUGUUGCUUUCAGAUUGGUGCGUGUUUCUAAACAUUAUAGGCCCUAUUGUAUGAUUAUGCAGAUUUGUUUGAGCUAGCUGUUAUAAACAAGUGAAGGGAUGUAGUAUCAAGUAUUAUGACCAAUUAUUUUAAGAUGCCUUUAAGACUGAAUAAAGAAAUGGUUGUUUUAUGUGCUUUAGUAGAAGUGGAGAUGUGUUGUGAAGAUGCAUGAUGAAAUAGUGUUGAUAUAAAUUUUGAUCACAGUGACAUUGUAAUUAUAGUUUGAAUGAUAUUGUGUUGACUAUUGUUUUGUAAAGAAGAAAGGAAGGGUAAUUAUACCUGUGUUAUUGCUGUUUGAUACUUUUGUUACUCUUGUUUUACAAUAAUUACCUUUGCUGUAAAAAUAUCACUGGUGCUAAAAUAAAGUGUGUGUAAUUUUA